AUGUCGGAUGGCGCAUGCAUGGUUGCACCUCGCGGGGAUUUGCUGCAUGGAGGUGAGGUUUUUCCGAAGGUGGGCAGGAAGGAUGCAGAUGAAGAGGUAGCACAAGCCUCACAACCGCUUCCAAAGGAACGUGAUCCAGUCGUUUCCCAAGAGGCACCAUGGCCAGGGGAACAGGACGGGAUGGAUGACCAGGACAAGAACGAAUAUAUAGCAGGGCACUUGAGCACCAUGACCUUGACCUCGCCGACAAUUCAAAGGGUGACAUCCACCCACAGAGUCUUAAGCUGCUUCGGGCGAGCUCUGCGGCAAAAGAGCCUCAGAGACAUGUACCAUUUCAGCAGGCCGGCCGUCAGGAUUUCCCAAUUUGUUUCACACAGUUGGCAUGGAUCGGCGUGGAAGAAGAUCGCUACCCUCUUCGUGCUAAAGAACGGUCCUGCAGCGGUUGCUUCUGGAAGCUUUUCGGCGCUGGUCAUGAUCGCCCUCAGCAGCUUCAAUAUAUUACCUGGCUAUGACCGGCAACCCAUGAUCGAGCUGGAGCGGGCCUAUGUUUUCGGACCCUGGGGGAUUUGCUUUGGUAUGCUGAUUGCACUUUUCUUCUUGACUUUCAAUGACCGUCGUGAAGAGGUUUUCCUGGAUGUGCUAUGCAUCCAUCAGACUGAUCUGCGCUUGAAGUCGGAAGGUCUCCUGAGCAUCUGUGCCUUCUUGAAGAAUUCCGACUCCAUGCUGGUGUUGUGGGAUCCCACGUACGUUGAGAGGCUUUGGUGCGUCUUCGAGUUGGCUGCCUUCUUGAAAAGCCGCGAAAGUGGGACAGCGACGAAGUUGUUCAUUAGACCUACCAUCCUCGGCCCCAGUUACAUGGUAUCCUGCUUGGGUCUCUUUGCGUGGCAGCUGGCUCAGAUGGCGGUUCCAUGGGAAAACGCGUUUCAUGGAUUCUUGGUAUUCUCGGUGGUGUGCUGGAUUGGGUGUCACUCGCUUGCCUGUGUUUGGCGGAGCCACUAUAGGCAGAUUGACACCAUGAAGACCCGACUUCAGACGUUCGCCAUUAGCCAGACGAAAGCAAAUUGCUGCGAAAGAGGCCAUGUGGAUGCACAGGGCCGAAAGAUUCCUUGUGACAAGGCAGUGCUCACUGAAUGCAUGCGGCAGUGGUUUGGCUCUAUUGAUGUGUUCGAGGAUGAUGUCAGGUCUGGCGUGGCAGCUGCGUUGUCAGAAGGAUUGGGGAAGGGAUGGUUUCCUUAUCCUUACCUGCUUGCUGCCACAGCACCCAUCUUAUGGGGUCAGGGCGACUUCGUUGCCUCCAGUCUGCGGCAGGGCGAGUUCUACUAUGCAGGUGUCACCGCCAUCAUUGGCCUCGCACACUGGCUCGCCGCAAUUCCCUUCCUCUUCGCCUGCGGUGAGCUUAUCAUCUACAAGUUCCGCCGCAGGUACAGUCCCUGCCUCGAUGCAAUGGUGCCCCUCCUCGUUUCGGCGUUUCUCAAUUCGGUGCCAGGCAGUGGCAUAUUCGUGAUACUGAUUGGCCUUCAGACGAUGCUGGAUGACAUGCUGGCCGCAGUUCUUUGGGCCAUUAUCGUGUCUUCUUUGGCCCUGCUUGCUUGGAGGCUGCGCUAA
Molecule: messenger RNA, 1605 nt
Organism: Symbiodinium necroappetens
Lineage: Eukaryota; Dinophyceae; Suessiales; Symbiodiniaceae
Source: the annotation of a GenBank genome assembly